Molecule: messenger RNA, 824 nt
Organism: Aspergillus pseudonomiae
Lineage: Eukaryota; Fungi; Ascomycota; Eurotiomycetes; Eurotiales; Aspergillaceae
Product: DUF4149 domain-containing protein
Exons: 4
Coding region: 43-555 (170 amino acids)
Source: RefSeq, a predicted model, not a curated record
GUUGAUUUCAAUACAUACUACUCACUGUUCCAUUUUCCCACCAUGAUUGACCCUCGCCCUUAUCACAUUCUAAGCUAUGGCACUCUACUCGGUGUCCAAGUGUAUCAGACCUUCGUUUCCGGGAUUGUAGCUUUUAGAGCCCUUCCUCGACCUCAGUUUGCUUCGUUGCAAACUGCCACAUUCCCAAUUUACUUUUCUCUUCAAACGGCACUUCCAGUGCUAGUUGCUUUGACAGCUACCAACAAUGGACAGCCGCUCGGCAUCUCCGGACUCUUGGAGAACCCCAAGACUUUACUCCCCAUGGCCGCGGCUGCUGUGACUGGACUUGUCAACAUGGUCGUGCUCCGCCCUCUGACUGUUAACACCAUGCGUGAAAGAAAGCACCAGGAAACCCGGGAUGGCAAGAAGAGUUACGACCCCCCUCCCCAUUCCAAGGAGAUGGUAGCUCUUAACAAGAAGUUCGGCCGACUCCACGGCUUCUCAAGCUUGAUCAACCUGGUCUGUCUCGGUGCUACCAUUUACUAUGGUGCUGUACUUGGCAAGCGACUGGCUUAAGGACAUGUCCUUUGGUGAUUUGAGCUGGUCAUAUAUGCCUCAGUGCACUAUGGCAGGUCGUUCCGGCCUCGAUUUAUCCUUGUAAAUAGUGAAAUUUGAUCUUAAAAGAUUUGAGGCGAUGCAAAUAUGUCCAAUUAACCCUUUGUUAGUUUCGUCUAAACACAUACCCUACCGGCUUUUUCGCAUUUACAGUCUCUUUAACAGCUAAAUGGUCCAUACACAGAGACAUACACAGAGAGAGAGAAGUCCUCAGUCUCUCAAUUUUUACC